Messenger RNA from Parnassius apollo (apollo), 645 nucleotides. The record is from the annotation of a GenBank genome assembly. Lineage: Eukaryota; Metazoa; Arthropoda; Insecta; Lepidoptera; Papilionidae.
AUGAUGAAAGCUGAAGCCGCAAAAUUAGGGUUGGAAUAUACUCAAUCGAAUAGAUCUGACAACAACCAUUGGUACAAAAUAGCCAACCCGUUAUUCAAUAUUCUAUCUGCAUUUAAGAUGAGAUAUGAUAAAAUCAGAAUAGUAGUCUCGAGAAUCCCCGUAGGAAAGAAAGGAAAUACCACUGACUAUGUAGAUAUAUCUCAAUAUGGGCUAACUCCUGCACACCAUGUGCUUUUAGAGGGCUCUACCUACAAACCAGAGAGGAGAUCAGCAAUGGCACAAACUCUAGGACCCCUUACAGCAGUUUUGGCAGCUUACAAAUCAAGAGACCCAUACAGAAACAAGUGGAUUGAAACUGUUAAAAGAGACUUGGUGUACAUUCGUAAUGCUAUUAACCUGUGUAAUGCAAUGCAAGAGAAAAGGGCUGAAGAAAUAGCGCCUGCCUUGAGUGCCUUCGCUGAUGUAAUAUUGAUUGCAGGUACAAGGAACGCGCAAAGAGCUUUCUUUCCUCUUUGCUUUAUAAUAUAUUGCCUUGGGACUGCGGACCAGCUGAAGAAAUGUGAGAUAACCAGAGCACAUACUCCCAUGGAUCCUACUCAAGUGGACUUUUCAGGGAAGGGAAUGUGGCUUGUAUACCAACCGUGA